Hippocampus comes (tiger tail seahorse) is the source of this 2754-nucleotide messenger RNA. It is a transcript of the gene fam20cb, whose product is annotated as FAM20C golgi associated secretory pathway kinase b. The record is from RefSeq and is a predicted model, not a curated record. Gene Ontology annotation, biological process: protein phosphorylation; enamel mineralization. Gene Ontology annotation, molecular function: protein serine/threonine kinase activity. Gene Ontology annotation, cellular component: Golgi apparatus. Bases 872 to 2545 code for a protein of 557 amino acids. Lineage: Eukaryota; Metazoa; Chordata; Actinopteri; Syngnathiformes; Syngnathidae. The transcript has 12 exons.
GAUGAAUUUCAUGUGAGGAUAAAAAAAAAAAAAAAUGCUGCAUUGUAUAUGAGCCAGGCUAAAUAUUGGCCAGUGAAAAGACGCCCUCUUCUUGCACGGCCUGGACGUGCAGGUUAUUCCAAGAGGAGCACAGAGAAUCAUUGAUGUCUCUCUCGCUCUCUUUCUCUCUCCCCUCGCUAUGGAUCUGAGUUCAGCCAAUCUGCGCGCAGUGACGCAGAGUGAAAGGCUGGAUUUUGCCCUGACUUCACCAUCAUAUUUAACACCCUCACUUGCUCCGAGGCGUGCUUCUUCUUCUUCCUCCCUCCGUUUAUCCAGCUGCACGCCCCGAAGGUGUCUCCGCUCUCUCCUUCGUCUCGUUACCUGUCCGGGCAGAGCCGCCUGCGUUGAGAAUUGUUAACCCGCGGAGAGCUGAUUUUUUUUUGUUUGUUUUUUCCGGAUAAGUGCGCGUCGACCACUUGCGAGGACUUUGCCUUUAACAAAAAAAAAAAGAAAAGAAAAGAAAAAAGCUUGAUCGUGAAGAGACGAGCUUUUGGGUGUUUUUUCUUCUUUUUUUUUUCUACGUGCUGCGCGCGGACGUUGGACCGACGCGCGUCUCCGGACCUCCCCGUUUAACGGAUCCCUAUUCGGUUCCGCGUUUUGGCCUGAUGUGUUUGGAGAGCAGCCGCGUGACGACGAUGUGGUUUGCGCAAAUCGACCGUUGGUCUGAACCCGCUCGACCCGGUCCACCUGGACGCUCGCUGAUGAACCUUUGAACAAUCUGCACAAAGCUCGAGGGGUGGAGGGAAAAAAAAAAACCCAAAACAUCCAACAGGACUCGGAUGCUGAUUCCAUGACGCUUGAACACUGAAUCCUCUACUCAAGACGGGAGACCAUGAAGAUGAUCCUCCUGCGGAAAUUCCGAGUUUUGAUCCUGAUGGUGUUCCUGGUGGCGUGCUCCAUGCACAUCAUGAUAGACUUGCUGCCCAAGCUCGAGAGGCAAGGCGCCGGAGGCUGCUCCUGCUCGCACGCGCCCAGCGAGGAGCCCCGCAGCUGGGCCAAGCAAGGCUGGCCCAACAAGCACACGCUGCGCAUACUGCAGGACUUCAGCAACGAGCCCAGCGCCUCCAACGUCUCGUCCCAUUCCCUGGAGAAGGGCCCCGCUGCCGGAGACAAGUCUCAGGGUGGGAUCAGGAGGCCGGAGCACUACGCCCAACGCGGGGACAGGAAGAGGCAGUACAUCCAGGACGCGCCGGUCAGCAAGAACACGCCGGCCAAGGGUUCGAGGCUGGCCGCCCUCUAUGAGCACCCUUUGUAUAAAAGGUCCUUGCCUACGCUCACAGAUGAGGAUACGCUGUUCAACGUCAACACGGACAUCCGGUUUGAUCCCAAAGCAGCAGAGCAGGAGUGGAACGGCGAAGGAAAUCCCGAAGAGUUCAGCCCGACCGGAGAGCUGACGGCCGACUCCUAUCCCAACUGGCUGCGCUUUCACAUUGGGAUUAAUCGUUACGAGCUCUACUCCAGACACAACCCCGUCAUCGACGCUCUGCUGAAGGAUCUCGUCAACCAGAGGAUCACCAGCGUGGCGAUGAAAUCUGGAGGCACUCAACUCAAGCUCAUUAUGACCUUCCAGAACUAUGGACAAGCUCUCUUCAAGCCCAUGAAGCAGACUCGUGAACAGGAGACGCCCCCGGACUUCUUCUAUUUCUCCGACUUUGAGCGACACAAUGCUGAGAUUGCCGCCUUUCAUCUCGACAAGAUUCUGGAUUUCCGCCGUGUCCCUCCUGUGGCUGGCAGACUCGUCAACAUGACCAAGGAGAUCCGAGAUGUCACGCGGGAUAAAAAGCUGUGGCGGACAUUCUUCAUCUCACCAGCCAACAACGUGUGUUUCUACGGGGAAUGCUCGUACUACUGCUCGACGGAGCACGCUCUGUGCGGCAAGCCCGACCAGAUCGAAGGCUCCCUCGCCGCCUUCCUCCCGGACCUGGCCCUCGCUAAGCGCAAAACCUGGAGGAACCCGUGGAGACGCUCCUACCACAAACGCAAGAAGGCAGAAUGGGAAGUUGACCCCGACUACUGUGAGGAGGUCAAACAGACUCCGCCCUAUGACAGCGGGACAAGACUUCUGGACAUCAUGGAUAUGACCAUAUUUGACUUCCUCAUGGGAAACAUGGAUCGGCAUCAUUAUGAGACGUUUGAAAAAUUUGGAAACGAGACGUUCAUCAUCCAUCUAGACAACGGCAGAGGGUUUGGAAAACACUCCCAUGAUGAGAAGUCCAUUCUGGUGCCACUGACACAAUGCUGCCGGGUACGCAAGUCGACCCACUUGCGUCUGCAGCUGCUGGCUAAGGAGGAAUACAAGCUGUCCACUCUCGUGGCAGAAUCCCUGGUGAGGGAUCGUCUCAGUCCCAUCCUCAUCCAGCCGCACCUGGACGCCAUGGACCGCCGACUGCGCCAGGUUCUGCAGGCGCUGGUGGAAUGCAUUGAAAAGGAGGGCUACAGUUACGUGGUGGAGAACGACCUCCAAGGGAGCCAAUGGACAGACCACAGCGGGCCGAGGAGGAGGUAGCCGGAUGGAACUUGAGCUGGUAGGAUUUGAAUCGCCUCCUGAUGCGAGGUGAGCGCUUUCGGGCCUCACUGCCUGCUGGUCGGAACCUAGUGGACGCAACAGAACUCGACGCAGGUGACCUCGACGCGAAUCCGAUAGGUUGGAUCUGGGAUCGGACCAUGAACUUGAGUUGGACCUUCCUGCAUCGCCUUGGCUCUUACAAAAAAAAA